AUGUCAGAUCGAAUGUCCGUCGGCGCGAGUACAUCUUCUGCUGCUUUAAGUGCUGUACCUGCCAUACCGUUGUCGGAUCUAAAACUACCGCGCAUGAAUUUGCCCGUGUUCAGUGGAAACUAUCUCGAGUGGCAAUCUUUCAUCGAUCUGUUUCGUAGCAUGGUUGAUCAGAACCCUUCCCUAAGAGAUAGCCAAAAAUUAUACUUUCUCAAAACCAAUCUCUCCGGUGAAGCGGCGUCGCUCAUUUCGCAUCUCAAAAUUGAGGAUGCAAAUUACGCUCCUGCUAGGGGAAAGCUAAAGUCACGCUACGAUAAACCACUAGAGAUAGCCCACAAGCACAUCGAACGCUUUCUGAAUCAACCAUCGAUGACAUCACCGUCUGCUGAUGGAGUGCGCUCUCUACAUGAUGUCUCUGAUGAAGUCGUUCGCGCUCUACAAGCUAUGCAGAGAAAGGAUCGUGACACGUGGCUACUCUUCAUUCUCAUCGAAAAGCAUGACCAUGAAACCAAACAGCUCUGGAACCAGAGAGUUGCUGAUAUGCCCGAAACAGCCGUAACCCUAAAGGCAUUCCUUUCGUUCAUCGACUCCCGCAGUUUAGCUUUGCAAUCUUCACAGCCCGUCAAGCAACGAGCCGUUGCUACCUACAAGCCUCAUAUGAAGCCAUCGUAG
This is a messenger RNA of Armigeres subalbatus, 669 nucleotides long. RefSeq lists its product as uncharacterized. The record is from RefSeq and is a predicted model, not a curated record. The transcript has a single exon. NCBI's taxonomy places the organism in Eukaryota, Metazoa, Arthropoda, Insecta, Diptera, Culicidae. Bases 1 to 669 code for a protein of 222 amino acids.